CAAGUUUCUUGUUUCAGCGGGAAUUUUGGAUGAUUGUGGACUGCCAUUUAUGUCAGUGGCGUACGCGGGGAUUAGUACAAGCGGUUAAUUUUCCGGCAAAGGCCGUUUAACUGACCAUCUGUGAGCCCAUGGACUCCGCCAUUGCAUACCCAUAAAGGAGUCCAUAUGGCAUACGUAGCAAGCUGACGUUGUUCAGGUUAUUUAGUAUCACUAAUGUAGGUUCAUGAUUUAAGGCUCCUCAUGGUUGCUAUAUAUUACACCCAGUGCAAGGCAAAUGUACGUACUUGGAUCUAUUGCGUCAUUAACCUUUGACAGUCAUUAUCCAAAGAAAUGAUAUGAGGAAGCUAGCUGUUAGCAGACGAAAAAGGUGGCUUCUUGAACUGAAAGGGCGACCAUUUCUUCAUUUUCAGCAAGAAAUGCACUUCAAAUUUGCAGAUUUUGUUUGUAUAUGGCUAUAUUGACAUUCCCCCACGGCUUUGGUCUAGUGGUAACAUUGCAAUAUGUGAUUAGUGGGUUAGGUGCACGUCACGGAUAAAAGCCUAGGAUUUAAUUGGAUAAGGGUAGAGGGGCAGGCCCACUGUCCAUUGAGUUUCAAACCUUGCAUCACUGGCCCUUGGCGAUUUGUUGGUUAUUUAGAAAAAGGCUAUAUAGAUACAGAUAUAUAGUGGGGUAUCAGUGGAAUUAGUCAUAGAUCCAUCCUAUUGGUUCUUCUCUGAGCAUUGUGGGAAGAAAGUCGAACUGGCUGAGUCUGAAGUGGGGUUUAAUCAAUCUUGGAAUCUUGAACUAAAAUGGAUAAGACAACAGCAUCAGCUCAAGGACCAACAUCACCAGCUGAGGAGCUGCUAAAGAAGAUCCAAGAACUGGAGGCAGGGCAUGCCCAGUUGAAGCAGGAGAUGUCUAAGCUCAUGAUUUCUGAGGAUCACAGAUUACAGAGACAAAGGUCCCAUUCAAUCUUCCCACAACGGCUGCCUCGUCUUAUGGAUGGUGGUGGUUUUGAUUGUGGUGCUGCGGCUGUCUGGAAAAGGGGGUCAACCUCUUUCCAGCAUGCUUCACUAUCACAAAGAGAGAGUAGUAAUAAAGGGGUGGAAGACAACAGUAACGGUAGAGCUGCUGCAGUGAAGUUUACUGAUAGACACUACUUUAAUAUAUUACAGUCAAUGGGACAAUCAGUGCAUAUAUUUGAUGUCAACUGUCUUAUAAUUUACUGGAAUCGAACUGCUGAACAACUAUAUGGUUAUUCUGCUGAAGAAGCUCUUGGACAAGAUCCCAUUCAGCUCUUAGCAUAUGCUCAGGAUUAUGCUGAUGCUAAUAACAUUGUACAUCUAGUGAUGAAAAGGGGUGUUAUUUCUGUAACAAGUGAUGUGAGGCCUUUCCAAGAAACAAGGCCUGAAUCAAUGGGAGUGAAGCAGUUGGAUGCUGAUGCAGGAUUUAGAGCCAGAAAACUUGCUUCUUCCCAACUUGGACUUGAUUCCGAGCAGCCUCUGCAAGUAGCCAGUGCCUCCAAAAUAUCUAAUUUGGCCUCAAAGAUGAGCAACAAGGUUACGUCAAAAAUAAAGACAGGAGAGAGCAGCGUGCUUCGUGAAGGUGGAAGUGGAGAUAGUCAUUACUCUAACCUUGCAUUUUCCGAGGCUGCUUUGUCAGAUAGCAGGGAGGACACAAAUUACACUGGAGCGAGUACGCGUAGGGGAGAUGUUCACUCUUCUCUUGGAUUAUUUUCUAAUCUUGCAAAAGAGGAGCGAUCCCUGGGGAAACCCUCUGGGGAUGAGACUGAGGGAAAACAAGGUAUUUAUAAGACUAUCACCUCGAAGGCAGAGGCAUGGAUGGCAAAGAAGAGCUUACUGUGGCCAUGGAAAGCCAAUGCGCGAAAAGCGUCAGAGGCAAGGACUACACAGUCUGAACGGCCUUGGCUAAACAAUGACCAAGACAACGAGUUUAAUUACAGUAACAGUAAUAAUGCAUUAAAACCAGACAAUCAGUUUAUUAAUACUAACUGGACAACCACCAAUGAAGCUUCGGGGUCCUGGUCUACUUCAUUUAAUGGCAACAGCACAAGCAGUACUAGUAGCUGCGAAAGAACCAGCAAUAGUGCUGUUAAUAAGAUCGACACAGAUACUGACUGCCCUGAUUAUGAAAUCUUGUGGGAGGACUUAACAAUUGGAGAACAUAUUGGAGAAGGUUCUUGUGGAAUGGUUUAUCAUGGGAUGUGGUAUGGAUCAGAUGUCGCUGUUAAGGUAUUUUCCAAGGAAGAAUAUUCUGAUGAAGUGAUAUAUUCCUUCAAACAGGAGGUGUCCCUUAUGAAACGUCUUCGACAUCCAAAUGUUCUUCUUUUCAUGGGUGCAGUAACUUCACCUCAACGCCUCUGCAUUGUCACAGAGUUCCUGCCACGGGGAAGUUUGUUCAGGCUAUUACAGAAGUAUUCAUCCAAAUUAGAAUGGAGACGACGGAUCCACAUGGCUUUAGACAUUGCUCGUGGCAUGAAUUAUCUUCAUCAUCAUAACCCACCUAUUGUUCAUCGAGACUUGAAGUCAUCAAAUCUUCUUGUGGACAAGAACUGGACUGUUAAGGUUGGGGACUUUGGUCUAUCACGUCUUAAAUAUGAAACGUUUCUAGCAACAAAGACGGGUAAAGGAACGCCUCAAUGGAUGGCUCCAGAAGUUCUUCGAAGUGAACCUUCAAAUGAGAAGUCUGAUCUAUACAGUUUCGGGGUGAUACUAUGGGAACUCGCCACUGGAAAACUCCCUUGGGAUAACCUCAACCCAAUGCAGGUGAUUGGAGCUGUAGGAUUCAUGAAUCAGCGGCUAGAUAUCCCAAAGGAUGUUCAUCCGCAGUGGGCUUCUAUUAUUGAGAGCUGUUGGCACAGUGAACCACAGUCUCGCCCGUCUUUCCAAGAAUUGAUGGAGAAAUUUACCGGUCUGCUGAAGGAGUAUGUAAUUCAAGCACAGACAGCACGUAGCACUGCAAGAGAUUGCAGCCAUAAGGAACAGUAAAUACAAAUAGAGCGCUUAUGCUUGAGUUUCAUCGGCAUUUUAAUAACUCUUCAAGGUCUUACGGUUGUCACAUAAAAGUUGGUCAGACAGAGCUCAUGGGCUGCUUGUAUUCUUAGAUCCUAAGUUCAGAGGGCUGUUCGUGCUGGCACGUUCGAUUGGUCUUAUUGGCAGGCACACUUUUGAUCAGAAGAGAUUGAAGCAGCCUCUGUACGGUCACCCACCUAUGGAUGUUCUCUACACCAAGUGAAGACUGAAACUCUCAAUAGCAACAGGCAGAAAGUUGCCUGCUCUCUAUCCAGCAUUCUAUAUAGAAGUGUUUUGUUUGCCUUUUGUUGUGGCCAUUCUUCAUGUUGUAGACUAGUAUUUGUACUCCUAAGUGGUUGCUAAGCAUUUCUUUAAAUUGUUAUAAGAGACAACUCUUUAUCGGAAAUAACCUCUCUAUCUUUACAAGGUAGGGAUAAGGUCUGCAUAUAUACUAUACACUACCCUCCCUAGAUCCUGAGUUUUUUGUUGGUGUUAUAUAAGAGACAACUCUUUUCAUUAAUUUCAAGCGAGGAGUUUUCGCCAAUACAGAAAUGAUAGCAUUCAUUGUUAUUCCAGCUAAUAGCUUGUUCAUUCCCUAUGAGGUGCUCUUUUUGGAUUGAAUCUUGUUAUAAACUUAUUGCACAAGUUGUUUUAAAAGACUUUACAAGUAAAGCUUGAAUAGAAUUAUGUAUUAAUUAGCAUUCAACUUAAAAUCACUGACUGCAAAAUUUUAUGUAAUAUCAAGUAUCAGGUCAUUUAAAAACUAUUUAUAUUACUGGUAAUUGUCUAUCUUAUGCAUGAGUUUGUAACCCCAAAAAUAAGGUAUUAACAUGUUACAACAGAUUAACUAUACUAACAGUGGCGAAAUAUUUUUGCCUUGUAAGUGUAUAUAAGUUAAUUAUCGGUAAUUAACCGAAUGACUGUUAAUUCAUGUCAAGAAUUUUGGAAGGAACAUUGAAUAGAAUUCUUGCUAUGGUAAUAUAAACUUUAAAGACAGAUUGAUAGAAAAACGUUACAUUCGUAUUAUAGGAAAUGAUAGAGUCAAAACUAUAUAAUAAACAGUAAUAGAGGUUAAAUAAAUCAAGUGGAAAGGGCUAUAAGACACUCAUUUGUUUUAAAAAAAACUUAUUUACAAAAAAAUUAUAUAUACACAUUCUUUUUUCCAGAAAACAUGUUGAAGACAAUCCUGAAAAGUCAUUCAGGAUUAGGAAUUUAAAGUAUCUUUUGGGUUAAGUUGAAUAAUUAACCUAAAUAGCCGCGCUUAAACUAAAAAUAGCCAAUGAAUAUAUAGUAUAUGUAUAUAAUUGUGUAUAAUACGUUACUGGAGGUUUGAAGACAGACCCUGGAGUCAAAAGGUUUCAAAUUGAGCAAGACCAAAACGGAAUACUUGGACUGCAAGUUCAGUGACGAAAUUCAUGAAGCGGAUGUGGAAGUGACGCUUGACACUCAAGUCAUCCCCAAGAAAGGGAGUUCCAAACACCUUGGUUCAGUAAUUUAAGGUAAUAGGGAGAUUGACGGGGAUGUCACACAUCGUAUUGGAGCGGGGUGGAUGAAAUGGAGGCUCACAUCCGGCGUUUUAUGUGACAAGAGAGUGCCGCCUAGACUUAAAUGUAGGUUUUAUAGAGUGGUGGUUAGACCGACUUUGUUGUAUGAGGUAAAGUGUUGGCCAGUUAAGAACUCUCAUGUCCAGAAGAUGAAAGUGGCAGAGAUAGAUUUGUGGGCAUACAAGGAGAGAUAAAAUUAGGAAUAAAGUUAUUCAUGACAAGGUUGGAGUGGCUGCCGUGGAGGACAAGAUGCGAAAGUGAGGUUAAGAUGGUAUGAGCAUGUGAAGAGGAGAGGUGCGGAUGCCUCUAUAAGGAGAGGUAGAGGUAGGCCUAAGAAGUAUUGAGCGAGGUGAUUAGGCAGGACAUGGCGCAACUUUAGCUUACUGAGAGAAUGAACCUUGAUAGGAAGGUGUGGAAGGCGAGGAUUAAGAUAGAAGAUUGCUGGUAGUUAAGUGUAUCUCUUUGCCAUACCAGACUACCAGUUGCAUUAGUAUUAGUCUUGUAUUUUCUUGUUCGUAGAGUUAUAUGACUAUUUGGUAUUUCUUUCGCAUUAUUAUCUUAUUAUAUCACUGUUGUUACUACUUUUUGAUACUGCUUCUUUUCAUUUUCCUUGUGCCGAGGGUCUUCGGAGACAACCUCUCUACCUCCACAAGAUAGGAGUAAGGGUUGGGCACAUACUAUCUCCUCAAACCCCACUUGUAGGAUUACACUAGAUAUAUUGUUGUUGUUGUUAUAUAAUCGUGUGUAAUUUGUGUAUAUUCUAUGUAAACCGGCUAGAAAAAGUAAACAGUAAAUCUAGUCCUACUGACUAUUAACAGUCGGGCCAGAGCCGUUAUAAGUCAAAAAUUUCAGAGAGGUCAAUUUCAACCCCUUUUUUUCACUAAACAAAUUCAACCCUUUGGCUGUAUAGCAGCUGCACCCUGCAGAUGUUACCCAAAAAUAUAAUGCAGAUGAAGCUAAUUUUCUAGUCAUGCUGAAAUUAGGGAGGCAUGACAUCAUCAAAAUUGGUACUCAUGCUAAGUCCUUGCCUUUCCAAUGCUUAUUUAGCUAUAUGUGCAUUUUGGGGUGCAUGACUGACAUCACUUUACUGAAUCCUAUGUUGAAUCUAUUCCAGAAAUUCUGGAAAAAUCUGACAUUAAUUAGUCAAUAUUCAAUUUUCUGGUUUUAGCAGAAAUUUUGGACUGCCUUUUAUGUAAUUGGUGUACAUGGGUAGCAGCGCAAGCUGUGAGAAAUUUUAGGUCAGUAGUUAUGGGUAAGGAUUUAUAUGGUAUUUUUAAAUGAUAGUUCGCAUUACUUUGAAUAUAUCCUUUGUUCUAAUAAAUUGGAAUCAAGGUAGUGCUUCUCCAUUCGUCGGGCAUGCUACUACUUCAUGGUGUAGCAUUAAAUAGCUCGGUAAGCCAUCCUACUCCAACCUUGCCAAGACACUUCUAAACUAUGAUUAAUAUUUUCCAAGACAACUUUUUGCUAAUUGAUGAAACAACGAGAGUGUAAACCAAAAGUUUGAACUAUGCAGAAGCACUCUAGAGUAAGAGUUUUUGGAUACAUAGAAGUAAGAUUGAACGUAUGUAUUGCAAGUUUAGUCAGCAUAAGAAGAGGGAAGUUGAGGUAGGAUUAGACUGGAUUCUGAUGCCUAAAUGCAAAUAAUUCAGAUAUCAAGGCUCGUUGUACAAUAGCUGCAGAUGAGGCCAAUUUUCUGGUCAUUGGUUUGACCUCCAAUGUAUGUGAACCAUGAGAGGCCUGAGAUGAUCAAAAUUGGAACUGAUGUUAAGACCUUUUCACCUUUUCAAAGGCCAUUUUGCUAGAAACUGCAUUUGGGGCACGUGACAUCACUUUACCGAAUCUUAUACGGGUCCAUUCCGUGAAUUCUGGAAAACUAUGGCAUUUGCCCAGGUUAUAUAGAAUGAAUCACUAAUGUAGAGUUCAACAGCACUUGGAUCUGUUGCGUCAUUAACCUUUGACAGUCAUUAUUUAACGGAAAUGAUAUGAGAAAGCUAGCUGUCAGGGGCCGAAAAAAGUGGCUUCUUGAACUUAAAAGGCGACCAUUUUCUCCAUUUCAGCAAGAAAUGCACUUCAAAAUUUUCAGUUGUAUAUUGCUACAUAGACACAGAUAUAUAGUGGGGUGUCAGUAAAUUAGUCAUAGAUACAUCCUAUUGUUUUUUUCUCAGAGCAUUGGAGGAAGGAAAAUCAAACUGGUUGAAUCUGAAGUGGGGUUUGAUAGAUCUUGGAAUAUUGGGUUGAAAUG
Molecule: messenger RNA, 6797 nt
Organism: Nicotiana tabacum (common tobacco)
Lineage: Eukaryota; Viridiplantae; Streptophyta; Magnoliopsida; Solanales; Solanaceae
Source: RefSeq, a predicted model, not a curated record